Molecule: messenger RNA, 1494 nt
Organism: Megalobrama amblycephala (Wuchang bream)
Lineage: Eukaryota; Metazoa; Chordata; Actinopteri; Cypriniformes; Xenocyprididae
Exons: 2
Coding region: 75-725 (216 amino acids)
Source: RefSeq, a predicted model, not a curated record
GCGGUCCUGAUCGAGACACAGCUCCACCCGCGACGCUCCACCAAAGCCCUGCUGAGAACUUCUGACUCUCAAAAAUGUCUGGAAACCGAGAAUUAAGCUACCGUGGACAUGAAGAAGAAUCUGAUGAAGAAUAUGACAGACUUUAUACCAAAAACAUUAAUACCAAAUUGACUAUUUCAAGUGACAUAAAUAAAGAAUUAUUAAAAAGGGAAACAUGGGAAUUCAAAAAGGAUAUUACACAAAAACCAAAAGUAAAACUUGCAUCAGUUGAUGCUAAAGUAAGCAACAUCAUAGACAUGAUUGACACAUAUGACAGACCAGGAAACACCAAAGCAGAAGGAACCUAUGCUGGAGCUGGAACAUAUGCGGAAGCUUUUGAAGACGAACCAGGAAAGAGGAUUCCCAAGGCUGGAGCUUAUGCAGAAGCAGGAGUUGGACGAGCUCGUGCUGAACUCAGUGUACUCGAGGCUGAAGCCAAAGGUCCCAACGCCUCAGCUGGAGCUGAAGCCAGUCUGACUGGAGUCGCAGCAAUGGCUCGAGCUGAAAUUGCCAGUGCAUCUGCUAGAGCCGGUCCAGUUGGUGCGAAACUGGGACUUGGAUUUGAUACGGGUGUCUCUGCUGGAGUGGAUGGGUUGGAGGCCAAAAUACUGGGAACUGGAUUCUCAUUUGGUCCAAAAACCAGUGUAUCUUUUCUGGGUUCAGAAGUGUCUUGUGUAGUCAUGUAGUCACACAUGCAUUAAUUAACUUUGAAUAUUUGCAUGUACAUUUUUACUACAGAACCACAAAAAUAGAAACCUGAAAAAAUCUUUUAAAAAAACUUUACACAGUUUUAAUGCAGAAUUAGUAUUGUUGAUGAGCUAUAAACACAAGUAUUAAACUUUAACAAUAUGGAAACAUAACAUUUUUAUUUUACAUUUUAUAAUCCUAUAUAUAAUCCAUUUUAUUAUACUAUAAUAAUCUAUAACUGUUGAGACUUUUGUUUUCAUUUAAGUAUAAAUGUUUUUAUUUAGUUAUGCACGUAUGUGUAUUGCUUUUCUCUAUACUGUAAUUCCCAGUGUAUAAAUCUAGUGCAAGCGUUGGCUCAGUGUCAGCUGACCAUCAGAUGUUCAUCUCUCCAAUCACUAUGAUUCUCCUCCUGUGCAUAUAUAUAUACGUGGCACUGUUAUGCACCUCCAGCCUAGUAGGCUUUCCUAUUUCUUAUAACUGUAUGUUCUGCACUUUUGCUGUUCGUUGUUUUCCUUCUCUCUCUGUUUCACUGCAUCAAGAUACGCCUUUCAAGCAGCCCUCGAACAUCUUCUCAUUCACCAUCUCCAUUCAUAUCUUUCACUGCAUUAUUUGUACAUGUAAUUGUUCAAUGUUAUGCUGAUGGUUCUGGGGGGUUAUUACAGGCCCAGCUAAUCUUUAUCAUUGUACAGCUGAACCCUCAUACGGAAACAUACCACCAAACCAAAUGUUGUAUAUUAAUAACAAUAAAUAUGUUUCAUUGCCAAAGUG